Messenger RNA from Amaranthus tricolor (Joseph's coat), 1475 nucleotides. Its product is annotated as probable disease resistance protein At5g47260. Lineage: Eukaryota; Viridiplantae; Streptophyta; Magnoliopsida; Caryophyllales; Amaranthaceae. The coding region runs from base 170 to 1357 and encodes 395 amino acids. The record is from RefSeq and is a predicted model, not a curated record. The transcript is spliced from 2 exons. Gene Ontology annotation, molecular function: ADP binding.
AACAUCUAAAGAAGACUUGACUUAUUCAAAACAAAGUAAACGCAAUAUAUUACUCCUAUUAUUGUUAUACUUACAUGCUUCUAUAGUUCUAUGUAGUCCACUUAACAAUUUUCAGUUUUCCCUCCUCCAUAAUCCACAUCAAUGGUCGAGAAGAUUCAGAUUAUUUACAAUGUUUGAAUAUCUUGAUGCAAUAGUGUCUGCACUGCCACUGCUGCUGUGUAUUGCAGCGGUGAGUUUGUUUAGAUCAGAAUACUUGAACUACUUGAACUUGGAAAACUUCACAGAUGGGAUUAAUUCCUUAAAGGAUUUCUUGGGUUUCAUCGAAGAUUUUCCACGGUGGAUUCACUUCUACAACAAUCUGAACGCCAACCUGCAAAAACUCCGAGACAAAAACCAUAUGUUGCAGCAAAGACAACAUGAUCUGCGCGAGCAGGUUGAAGAUGAGGAGUUUCAGACGGGUAUGAGACGAAGGAGAGAAGUCGAUAAUUGGUUAACUUGUGCUGGAACUAAAGGCACAGAGGUGCAGAGGUUUCUAGAAGCAGUGACACCAAUUGAUCACUUUUGGAAGUUUUUGUAUGUAGCAUGGUUGGGAAACCUUGCUGAAAGAAAGAUUGAAGAGGUGGAUGAACUCUACAGUUCAGGAGUUUUCCCGGAGGUUCUGUUGCGGAUUAGAGAAAGAUAUGAUCUACCGGAAACGCCAAUGGUGGGUGCUGCAGCAAUGGAGAAUAUCAACAGAAUUUUGGGGUGGUUGAGGAGCGGAGUCACUAGAAUUGGGGUGCACGGAAUCAGAGGGAUCGGGAAAACUGCUGUUGUGACGCACAUUUUUAAUCUACUGUCCGAAAAUGAUGAUGUUCGUGUUUAUAUGAUCGUGGUAGGUGAUGAUUAUGGGGAAUAUCGUUUGCAGGAUGAAAUUGCAAAAGAAGUUGGGAUUAAAUUGAGGGAAGAAGAUGAACCGAAAAGGGCGGCUUUCUUGUACAGGGCGUUAAAGCAGAGAAACUUUGUGUUAAUUUUAGAUGGUCUGAAAAAACAUGUAUCAGAGUAUAAUAUAGGCAUACCUCUUGAUGCUGCAAAAGGGAAGAUGAUUAUCACUUCGAGAUCUCGAGAUGUGUGCCGAAAGACCGGUUGCCAGAACAACAUGAUUGCAAUAGAUCCACUUCCGGAUGAUGAAGCAUUGAAACUCUUUAAACGAACAGGUGAGUUCAUGUUCCAGCCCGAGUCUCCGAUGGAGAGUGUAAUGAGGAAAAUCGUGGAGCUGUGCAGGGGUGUACCUGAGAAAAUAAUCGAGAUGGGUGUACAUCUGAGGGGAGUUGAGGACGAUAGUGUCUGGCUCGAAACACUCAUGGAAAUGUCGGGAUAAUUCCAAACUCUAAUCUGUAAACUAAGUGCCGGAGCUAUUCUUAAGAUCCUCUAAUUCAUCACUGUUCGACAUUUAAUGAUGAAUCAGACUAUGUUUCCAUAAUAAGAGUUUUCGUAUU